AGGGAUGCAUAUGGAUUCACUGUAAGGCCUCAGUACCUUGAGACAUUCAAGGAGUUUGAUAUUAUAUAUAAGAAUGAGGAAGAUGAAAGGGCAACAAAAUGGGCAGUCUUUCUUGAGCAGUAUUCCGAACUUGGUCAACCGAACUCAUCUACCAAGUCUGAUUCUGAAACUACAGAACAUAAACCUGAAACUAUCUUGGAACCGAGCGGAGAUGAAAAUGUUUCAAGUGACAACAAACCGACACAGGAUGAUCAAACCGAGAGUGCACCUGAAAACGUGGUCUCAGAGACACCAAAAACAAAGAAACCCGUGGUGCAAAAUUGGGCUGAAGUCAGAUCGUCUCUAAACGCCAUUGAGGAUGUGAUGUGUCGUCGUGUUAAAAAUAAGAUUAACAAUAAAAAUGAUCCAAAAAGCAGUCAUGAAGAACAUCUUCAAUCUAUUGAAGAGGAUGAACCUGCUAGUGAGGUUUCUAAAAAGGAGUUGGUUAGUAAUGAGGAAUUAGAUUUGUUUCCUUGGAAAGAAUUGGAGUCGCUUGUUCGCGGGGGCGUGCCAAGAGACCUUAGAGGAGAGGCAUGGCAAGCCUUUGUUGGUGUGAAAGCACGUCGGGUGGAGAGUUAUUACCAGGACUUAUUACAUGGCGGUGAUGCUAGUAGUGAUGGAAGCUCUGGGAGAGUUCCGGUUCCGGAAAUAUGUAAAAAACAGAUUGAAAAGGAUUUACAACGAACAUUUCCGGGUCAUCCUGCAUUAAACGAGGAAGGUAGAAACUCCUUGAGGCGCUUACUUUUAGCAUACGCUCGGCACAACCCUGCUGUUGGCUAUUGUCAGGGAAUGAAUUUUUUUGCUGCAAUGUUACUACUGAUGAUGCCCGAAGAAAAUGCCUUUUGGACUUUGGUUGGCAUGAUAGAUGAUUACUAUGAAGGAUACUUUACAAAAGAGAUGAUAGAAUCACAGGUGGAUCAACUUGUUUUCGAAGAUUUAUUGCGUGAACGAUAUCCUAAUCUAGUCAAUUAUUUUGAUCACUUGGGAGUACAGAUGGGAUGGAUCUGCGGACCGUGGUUUCUUUCCAUCUUUGUACAUAUGAUUCCAUGGGAAAGUGUUCUACGUGUUUGGGACGUGAUUUUAUUCGAAGGAAACCGAGCAAUGCUAUUGCGAACUGCAUUGGCUUUAAUGGAGCUCUAUGGUCCCGAGUUAGGUAACGCGAUGGAUGCUGGUGACGCUAUCAUUUUAUUACAAUCGCUACUCGGUUCAACUUUCGACAGCAGCAAUCUAGUUGUGACUGCUUGCAUAAGUUUCAUGGACGUCACAGAAGACACAUUACAGCAACUUAGGGCUAAACAUAGACCAGAUGUGAUAGCUGCAGUCGAAGAAAGACUUAAAGGGGAACACUUAAAGAAAAGUUCUAAAGGGCUGGCUAAUAAACUUUAUAGUUUCAAACAUGAACGCGAGCCCCUUACGCGUGAACUUAGUAUAAAACCAGGGGGGCGUGAUAAGAGAUUGGACAAGGAUUCUUCGGAUCUAAUGUCACCGCUUAAACGCGAUGAACCUUUUAAUACUGAACCCAUCAGUGCAGAAGUAGACUCUCUUCCAGAAAUUCAAGAUCAGGUUAUCUGGUUGAAGGCCCAGUUGUGCUCAAUGCUGGAGGACAAGAGAUCUGCUACAGUUAGAGCCGAGGAGUUGGAGACAGCACUUAUGGAGAUGGCCCAACAAGAUAAUAGGCUGGAAUUAAGCGCAAAGAUCGAGCGUGUGGAACAAGACAUGUCUGAGCUGCACCAACUUCUUGCUGAUAAGAAAGAACAGGAAAAAGCAAUGCUUGAGGUGCUAAUGAAAGUUGAGCAAGAACAGAAAAUCACAGAAGAUGCCCGUAUAUCUGCCGAACGAGAUGCAGCCGCUCAGAGAUAUUUAGUGAGCGUACUUGAGAAAAAAUAUGAAGAAGCUAUGACUUCACUUGCUCAAAUGGAAAAGCGGGUCGUAAUGGCAGAAUCUAUGUUAGAGGCAACGUUGCAAUAUAAUUCUGGCCAAGUUAAAGCGCAAGCAACGCCUUCAAUGCUGUAUAGGAACACUCAUCCCGAGUCUGCGAAAGACAACAACACAACAAAGAGGACAGGCAUACUUUCAUUCGGACUAGGUUGGCGUGAUAAAAACAAGGGAAAACAACCAAAUGAUGAAAGUAAAACCAAUGAGACAUCAGAUGCAAGUGAUCAAGAUUAGGUAUUCUUUCAUCAGUCAAUACAUAAGUAACCUUAGUGUAUUCAUCGACUUUCGGGUUUUAUGUCUUACUGAUUCUUGGAAACACACUAAUUGUGGGAUUGUUGUUUAUUGUUUUACGGGUGAAUACAUUACGUAGAUUCUAAA
This is a messenger RNA of Helianthus annuus (common sunflower), 2352 nucleotides long. Its product is annotated as TBC1 domain family member 8B. The transcript has 17 exons. The record is from RefSeq and is a predicted model, not a curated record. The annotation marks the transcript as partial. Lineage: Eukaryota; Viridiplantae; Streptophyta; Magnoliopsida; Asterales; Asteraceae.